This is a messenger RNA of Protopolystoma xenopodis, 744 nucleotides long. Lineage: Eukaryota; Metazoa; Platyhelminthes; Monogenea; Polystomatidea; Polystomatidae. The record is from the annotation of a GenBank genome assembly.
AUGCAACCAGGUGACGUGAUUGGGUGUCACUUGGAUCUCACCUGUCGUCUUCCUGUACUGUUUGAAUCAGAUACAGAUUCAUCUACUCGUGACGCUGACUCUACUAGCGAUACUAGCAAAGAAACUGCUAAUUCCUCCGUUUGUCCGGGGUCAAUCGUUGCUCUCGCCUAUUGGUCCCGAAAUGGCCGCCUUCUGACAAAUCAACGCUUGAGUAUGAACUUAAAUCGGCCUAAACCCUCACCCGAAAACUGCAUGGCAAAUCAUAUUUGUCGUAAUAUUUCGGCCGAUAAAAAGAGGCUUGAUAAAUUGAAAAGUAAUUCCAUUCAGCAGCCUCUGGCUAAAUGGAGGUAUGCAAAACGCGAUAAAAGUAGGAUAACAUCAUUAAGGCCUUGCUGUUGUAAGAAGGAAAACAUGGGUGAAUCAAAAGAAAUAGGUGGUAUUAGGAAAAAAAUUAAUUUUCAAAAAGUUGAUACUAACUGUCCGGAGGGCGUGAAAUUCCGUUCGAAAGAAGGUAUAAUGGACAAAGAACUAGAAUUCACAGACCUUCGGUUAAGUGAAGUGGAAGAUGGAGACAAUUUAAACGGAUCCGCUUCAGAUUCCUGGCUACCUGCACAAGACUCGGAUUGCUUAGCGUAUGGAUGCCAUGGUACUCGUCUUGAUAGGCCGGCAUACAUCUGUCUUCCAGAAUACUUGUCUAAUGAGAUCUUCUUUCCCGCCUGUUCACUAAAGGUGAGUGGUUUAUAG